AUGCGGUUUCAUCAAACUUGGCUGGGGACCCUGUCUCUCCUGACAUCCCUCUCCACCCCAACGCUCGCAAAUCAGGAUCCCGACACUCUUGAAAAUGCCAACCACAUCUUCAACGCCAUUCAGUCCACUCUGAGACAUCAUGGCUCAGAGGUCAACUACAACGGCAUGUCAUUCUACCGAGCCAGCGUGCCAAAAGGCACCAAAUUCUACCAUGGAACCGGUCUCAAAGACCCGAUUCAGGGACUAGAGUGGCUCGCCUUUAAGCCCGAACACUCGCUAGGCUUCGCCCACCGCAGCGGCAAUAAGUUCUUCGCCAAGAAGGACCUACAACAGCCUAUUAACGAGUAUACGGAGUCAGAAUGGGAUGGACAUGGAUACCUGCACACCUAUGCGGCUGCUAAGGACUUGCGCUUGCUUUACAUCGAUGGCAUGUCCGCUGGACCUGGCGGUGGAGCCGAAUCGCAGGACCGUAUCCUUUACAAUAAUACCAUCAAUGGAGACCGACCGGUUGGAGGUCCUAAGAUCGGAGGACCUCCCCAGGAGCAGCAGCGGGCGAUCGAGGCGUGCCGCAUGGCAAAGGAGGAUUGGAAUGAUAAAAUCGAUGGUAUAGUUCGCACCGAGGGUGAUUUUGAGAUCAUUCUGUGUAACUUUGAGCGGGAUCUUGAGGUCGUCCAUAUCACUCAAACAAAGCCCCAGGAAAACUCGGGCCGUCCUGGUGGGCCAGGUGGCCCUGGUGGCCCUGGUGGUAGAAAGGGAAGAAAGGGAGGUCAUGGUCCUGGCGGUCCUGGCGGUCCUGGAGGCCCAUUCAAAGGUCCACGUUCAGGACUUAAAUACUGGUCCCUGGCCACGCGCUUCGAUGAACGCCUGGGAGAAAAAGUGCAAGUUGACUUGAACAACUUCGUCUCAGCUUACACCUACGGCCUCGACCUGUUCCCCGACAACGCCUCUGUUCCCCAAGUGGGCCACAUCCCAGUUGAGGAGCUACAGCCCAUUCGACAGGACGUCUACAAGAUGAUCGACACAUGGGAUACACCAAUCGAUACCUUUGACUGGCAGGCUAUUGCGGACAUGAUUGUAUUCCAAUAUUCCGAUGAACUGAAGAGUCUAGCCGCUGGAACAUUUUCGUCAACAAAGGAGCUGCGGGAUCACCUCGAGGGCCUUUUAGAGCCAUUCAUUGACUACCGAGACUUUAAUGAUGGUGAAGUGAUUAUCGACCGCUGUGCACGUGAAUGGAUUCCUAGCUCAGCCCCUGUCGGUUCCCUGGGUGGCAAUGCGGUGUUCUCGGUCGCCCGCUCAGUCUGUUCUACUCUUGUAUCGGCACUGAUGGACGAUGAACAAGACCUGGAAACAUCCGUGGCCAAGUUCAACGAUCUGGUCGGUUACCUUCAAUGGACCACAUGGGCAGGCGAUGAGUGA
Molecule: messenger RNA, 1416 nt
Organism: Penicillium verhagenii
Lineage: Eukaryota; Fungi; Ascomycota; Eurotiomycetes; Eurotiales; Aspergillaceae
Exons: 1
Coding region: 1-1416 (471 amino acids)
Source: RefSeq, a predicted model, not a curated record